Messenger RNA from Chilo suppressalis (striped riceborer), 1451 nucleotides. The record is from the annotation of a GenBank genome assembly. Lineage: Eukaryota; Metazoa; Arthropoda; Insecta; Lepidoptera; Crambidae.
AUCUUAAAAAAAAAAUAGUUUUGUUUUUUGAUUUUUCGUUUCAUUUCAUUGCUCGGAAUAAUAUUUUUGGAAGGAAUUGUUAUGUCUAAAGCUUUCAUCUAAACUGGAUGAUAAACUAUCUUUUGAUAGGUAACAAAAUGAUAGAGCCGUGGAAUGAUCGCGCUCUUGAAUCUCCGCCCAAUAACACUUUCUCUGGUUCAUAUUCCAUGGACAUUCAAGACCUCCGGCACACGUGCAACAAUAUAGAAAAAGUUUUGUCAAAGCAAUUGUCGCUACAUAACGAGGCUGCAAUAUUGAAUAGAUUUAUUUACAAAUUUGAUAAAAAAUUCCGCAGUGACAUUGGAUAUAGAAAUCUGAAGAAAGUAAAUUCAGCAAUCAACAAGUUUAAGUCACUUAAUUUACUGAAAGACAUUGAAAAUUUCAAUUCACUACUGCCUACUAAUUGUGAAGAUAACUACUUACCAACCCAGCAAAUGUUACAGUAUGUUUUAGUACGAAUUGUUUCAUUUUCAAUGAUAAUGAAAAGAAUUUGUACCUGUUCUAAAGUUACAGCUGUGUAUUAUAUGGAUAGAGUGAAAAGAGGAGAGAGUCACUGGAUGUCCCUUAUGCCAUUUGCACUUUUGAGCAGAAUAUGGUCAUUAAGUUUAGUGUUACUCCAGCACUGCUGUUCUUGGUAUUCAUGUUUGUAUCCGUACUUGGAUAAUUUGAAAUUAAAAGGUGUAGAGUUUCUACCUGAUGGUUAUAUAUUGCCAAGGGAUUUAGAUCAGUGGAUUGACAUUAAAAAUAUUGAUAAUUCUGGACGUUUCCAAUGGGUUUACCAAAAAUCAGUUCAGAUUCAUUUAGAUUUUACUGAGGAUGAUAUUAUGAACUAUGAUAGUAUUUUGAAUUAUGUUAAAGAUGUAAAUAAGAAUGAACAACCACAAGACACAUGGGAUAAUGUCAAAACAAAUGAACCUACAAAAUUAUCAUGUGAUGUAACUGUGAAACCAUUUGAUGAAGGACAGACAAUAUCAAGAGAACAUUUCCAAUCAUUUUUUAACCAAUCAAAAGAAAAAGAGAAUGUACAUUCUGCAGAUAAAGUGAUAAAUAAAACAACACUUGAUUUAUUUAUUACUAAUGAAGAGAGGUACAGAAAUCAGAAUAGUGACAAUUCAUUGACCAAGCAUCUUAGUUUCAUGCAAUGGCAGAGUUUAAAAAGUAGUUUGUUAAAGUUAAGUGAUUCAUUAUCUUAUAACAGAAAAAUUGAAAGGAAAUUCAAAAAGAUAUGGAAAGAAAAAUGCCUUGACUGUCUAUGACAACACUGAAAGCUUACUAAGCAACACUAAAUACAAGAUAGCGUUUAUCCUUUAUUCAAUAUAAAUAUUUACAAUGUAUAUGUUAGAGCACCAUAUUUCGAUACAAAAUAACAUCUAAUAUAAAAUCUUGUAGUUCAGGUACAAUACAACAAAUUA